AUGUCGAGUUUGGAAAAGCAGCCAGUCGCGGAUGACCAGGCUGCAGCCUCUCAGGCAACAGAUUCUCACGAUGCCCAAGCCCAAAACGACGAUGCUCCUCCAAAUGGAGGGUUAUUGGCUUGGAUGCAAGUCGCUGGCUGCUUUGCUUUGUAUCUGAAUACAUUAGGCCUAUUGAAUACCUUUGGUGUAUUUCAGACGUACUAUGAGACGACUCUACUCCGUGACAGUUCACCAUCGGCUAUCUCGUGGAUCGGCUCUAUUCAAGCGUUCUGUCUGAUGAGCAUUGGUGUCUUCAUCGGCCCGUUGUACGACGCGGGCUAUUUUCGUGCCUUGUUGUUCUCCGGAACAUUUCUCGUCACGCUUGGCUUCAUGAUGACUAGCAUCAGCUCCGAGUAUUACCAAGUAUUCCUAGCCCAAGGAAUUUGUAUCGGCCUGGGCACGAGCUGUCUAUCCAUUCCGUCGAUUGCUCUGGUUCCCAUGUACUUUACACCCCCAAAGCGCGCGUUGGCCAUGAGCAUAAGCACAAUAGGAUCUGGUAUUGGGUCGACGGCGUAUCCGAUCAUGUUCCAGGCGCUACUAUCCAGAAUCGGGUUCCCCUGGACAGUGAGGCUUCUCGGUUUCAUUUCCUUUGCCUUUUGCAUCUUUGCCAUCCUCGUGACACGGCCACGGUACAAAAAAACGGCGGCAGUGGCGGACGGCGUGGCCAAGGCCCGCUCGAUUCGCUCCAUUAUUCGGGAGGCCAAUCUCGGCGAGCGUCGGUACUUGACAUACGUGCUAGCUGUGUUCUUCAACAAUAUCGCCUUUUUCGAGCCGCUGUAUUAUAUCCAGGGUUACGCCGAGGCGCACGGCAUGGCGGGAAUGGCAGUGGCGGGCUACCUGCUCGCCAUUCUCAACGGAUCGUCCAUCCUCGGGCGCCUGGCGCCGUCGGCCGCGGCGGGCAAACUCGGCGUCGUCAACACCUUUAUCGCCGUGUACCUCUUGAGCGCCGUGAGCGUCUUCUACUGGAUCAGUGCCCGCAACGCCGCGGGCAACAUUGCCUUUGCUGUGCUGUACGGUUUCUUCUCGGGCGGCGUCGUGGCCUUUCAGCCCGUCGUCUUGACCUCCAUCACCGAGGACCUGGCCUACCUGGGUACUAGGCUCGGCGCCCUGUCUAUUUUGAAGGGCAUCGGGUCGCUGGCAGGUCCGCCCAUUGCGGGUGCAAUCUUGCAGGGCUCGGGUGGUUAUCUGGGGGUACAGCUGUUUACGGGGUUUGCCAUUGUGAUCUCGGUAAUUUUUGCAGUGGCCUUGCGGUCCAUGGUGGGAUCAGGUCAGCGUAUGAGGUAG
This is a messenger RNA of Pestalotiopsis fici W106-1, 1323 nucleotides long. RefSeq lists its product as uncharacterized. Gene Ontology annotation, molecular function: transmembrane transporter activity. Gene Ontology annotation, biological process: transmembrane transport. The transcript is spliced from 2 exons. Bases 1 to 1323 code for a protein of 440 amino acids. Lineage: Eukaryota; Fungi; Ascomycota; Sordariomycetes; Amphisphaeriales; Sporocadaceae. The record is from RefSeq and is a predicted model, not a curated record. Gene Ontology annotation, cellular component: fungal-type vacuole membrane.